AAUAGAAAAAUAUUGUUCUAUAACACGUGAUUUUUAAUAAAAUAUUGAGUUGAAGUGCAAAAGAAAAAUAAGGGAAAACUUAUUUGUGUUGGGAACCUGUCUGCGGAGGAACCGCAAAAAAGUGGAAACCUGUGUAAUUAAUCGAUUUUACACACCCUACUGAUUGAAGUUAUUCUCUCAGGAAUUACAAAUUAACUUUUGAUAAAUUUAUUCAACAUCAACUUUAUUCAUCGUAGAUACAAAAGAAGAGAGUUUGGGACACGCUAUUUACAAUAAGUAAACACAGAAAAAUAUGCCUCUUUUUUCCAAGAAAACUCCAAAAACUGAAUCGAACCUUCAAAAUGACAACAACAACACAGCGAAUGGUAAACCAACCACAAAUGGAACUGCUGCAGUUGCUCGAGUCAGUGACCCAAACAUCACAAAGCCACAGUUAAUUUUUCAUUGCCAAUUAGCGCAUGGCAGUCCCACGGGUCUAAUAACAGGUUUCUCUAGUGUGCGAGAACUUUACAUCAAAAUUGCCGAAUGUUAUGAUAUGCCAGUUGAAGAUAUACUUUUCUGUACUCUCAAUUCGCACAAGGUCGAUAUGAACAAAUUACUCGGUGGUCAAAUAGGCUUAGACGAUUUCAUUUUUGCGCAUCGAAAAGGACGUCCCAAAGAAGUGGAAAUUGUAAAAACAGAAAAUGCAUUGGGUCUAACAAUUACCGAUAAUGGUGCUGGCUUUUCUUUUAUUAAACGCAUUAGAGAAGGUUCAGUUAUUGACAAAGUAGGACAUAUAUGUGUUGGCGAUCACAUAGAAAAACUUAAUGAUAUUAGUAUGGUGGGUAAACGACAUUAUGAGGUGGCACGUUUGUUGAAAGAAAUACCAACAGGAGAUACUUUUACAUUGCGCUUAGUUGAACCCAUGACAAGCGGAUUUCAAGGUAUCGGUCCACGUAGUCAAGCAAAAGGACCCUCAAAUCGUGGUUAUGGUAGCGGUAAAGAAACUCUACGGUUUAAAGCGAAUGGUAAUGCAGAAAUUGAAGACAAACCCGAUGAUUCAGCACAAUCUGGUAUCGAAGCCAUUAAUAAUUUACUAGAAUCAUUUAUGGGCAUAAAUGACAAUGAACUAGCCUCACAAAUUUGGGACUUAGGUGUUAAUCAAACAAAUUCUAUGGACUUUGCAGAAGCAAUCGAUAAUUCAGAUUUGGAGUCUUUCGGAUUUACUGAUGAUUUUAUUAUUGAACUUUGGGGUGCUAUAACCGAUGCAAGGCGUCUCAAAACUGAAAAGAAUUGAACUUGAAAUGUGUCAUUCCUAAAUCAUUUUAUAUUUAGUUUAAAAAAAACUCAUAGUUUUAUUGAGCUAUGUUAUAAUAGGUAUUACCGAUUUAUAGACAAACACUAUUUUGCCAGACAAUAAAAUAUCAAUUAAAUUUUA
Teleopsis dalmanni is the source of this 1417-nucleotide messenger RNA. RefSeq names its product PDZ domain-containing protein GIPC3-like. The coding region runs from base 293 to 1276 and encodes 327 amino acids. Lineage: Eukaryota; Metazoa; Arthropoda; Insecta; Diptera; Diopsidae. Gene Ontology annotation, molecular function: protein binding. The record is from RefSeq and is a predicted model, not a curated record. The transcript is spliced from 2 exons.